UGUAUUUCCUGUUAGCUUCGCGGUGCCGUAGCGCGACGCCGACAGAGAAGCCAAUCUAUAAUAGCUGAAAAGCGCGUGUCAUUACUUCUUCACUUGUUUGAUUCAUUCCACAUUUGUCAGUUAGAAUGAAGACCCGCAAAGAAGAGGAAAUGCGCAACAAUACAAAAAGUGCAAGUGGACAGGUGGACAUCUUAGAGCUGCGCAAGUUACUUACAACAGGCCAAAUGAGAUUCGCACCAUUACGUCAGGAGCGAUCUAUCAGAGCGCAGAUCCAAGGCCUUUCUCAGGAAGGAUUGGCAUGCUUUGUUCACUUAAAAGCCACAUGGGAGACCUGGUUCCCUAAUGACCCCUACGACGAUGAAAUGUAUCUUAGAUUUUCUCGAUGCAGCCCGGGAAAACCAUUCGACGAAAUAUCCGCCUGGAAAAGUAUGAAGCAUUUUGAUCGCCGUUACUCAGGGCUGACAGCAUCUGCCCUCGAAUUUCAACUACGCACAAAAACUCUGUUUCCACUACCAGGUCUCCGUACGACUAAUCUUCAUGAAGUCUUCUACAUGAGACCCGCCCGAUUCGUUCCUACAAACACUCAAACGAAAACCGUGAUUGAUAAUUUGGUGUAUGUCAUGAGCACCAUGAUGGAGCGCGAAGGUCCAUGUUCCAACGGAAUAUCCUUUAUUGCCAACAUGGAUGACUGGACUAUGAAAUGUUUUACCACCGACUAUUGUCUCCAGUUUAUGUUGACGCUCCAAGGAAGAAUUCCAGCACGAGUGACGGGGUUCUUCAUUGUCAAUCCUCCAUCAUGGUUUGGUUCCAUUUGGAAAAUGAUGAAACCGAUGCUUUCGCCCCAGUUUCGUAAAAAGGUGUACAUGAUUCCUGAGGCGGAACUCAAGCACCACAUGGCGGUCGGCUACGAAAAAUUCCUACCUGAUGAGCUGUCGUCUGGCAGAGCUGAUACAGAUUCCAUUGUGUCGGAUUUUGUCGAUUACAGAAUGUUUGUCGAAGCCCAGCCCUCCAAUGGACAAGGAGACUUGAAAGAAACGGCAAGGAGAUUGAAAGGUGGUUCCGCAGAUGUACGUGGAGGAAAACGUCGCAAUCGUCUCAUUUUUGGAAGAAAGCAGCCACGAAAUACUUCUACCGUAGAGAGUGAAAAGUAACAAUGGAUCCGCGCAAUUACCGACCACCGACUUUCGUGAAUAUUCUACUCACAGUCACCAGAAAAUGGCAGGAGCCAUCCCACAAUCAAAGAAGUGUUGUUAACAUAUAGUGGCCAUUUGGGAUGAU
Phaeodactylum tricornutum CCAP 1055/1 is the source of this 1278-nucleotide messenger RNA. RefSeq lists its product with no specific name. The transcript has a single exon. The record is from RefSeq and is a predicted model, not a curated record. Gene Ontology annotation, cellular component: membrane. Gene Ontology annotation, molecular function: phosphatidylinositol bisphosphate binding. NCBI's taxonomy places the organism in Eukaryota, Bacillariophyta, Bacillariophyceae, Surirellales, Neidiaceae. The coding region runs from base 126 to 1151 and encodes 341 amino acids.